This is a messenger RNA of Oppia nitens, 1095 nucleotides long. Its product is annotated as 2-amino-3-carboxymuconate-6-semialdehyde decarboxylase-like. Gene Ontology annotation, biological process: secondary metabolic process. The transcript is spliced from 4 exons. Lineage: Eukaryota; Metazoa; Arthropoda; Arachnida; Sarcoptiformes; Oppiidae. The record is from RefSeq and is a predicted model, not a curated record. Gene Ontology annotation, cellular component: cytoplasm; cytosol. Gene Ontology annotation, molecular function: hydrolase activity; carboxy-lyase activity. The coding region runs from base 49 to 1071 and encodes 340 amino acids.
UAUUAGUAAAUUUAUCAAAUUUUGUAUUUUUUAAUUUUUAAUUUUGAUAUGUUUUUAAAAUUAGAUUUUCAUUGUCAUAUAUUACCCGAAACAUGGCCCGACUUGGCUCAGAAAUUUGGUUACAAGGGUUGGGUGCAUAUGCAUCAUACAGAUGAUGGUAAAGCACUUAUGAUGAAAGAUGACGGAAUUGUUUUCAGACCCGUUGAUCAUAAAGUUUGGUCCACACGUGUGCGUCUCGYAGAUAUGCAACAGACUGGAGUUGCUGUACAAGUGUUGUCUACUGUUCCCGUAAUGUUUAGCUAUUGGGCCAAACCAAGUGAUACGGCUUACUUGAGUCGACUAUUAAACAAUCACUUGGCUUCAGUGGUGAGAAACAAUCCAUCGAGAUUUAUAGGUUUAGGUACAGUUCCUCUUCAAUCACCAGAAUUGGCCGUCGAAGAGAUGAAACGAUGCAAAUAUGAUUUAAAUCUAAACGGAAUUAUUAUUGGAAGUCAUGUGAAUGAGUUAGGUCUUGACGAUCCUUCAUUUGAUCCAAUUUGGAAAACUUCUGAAGAUUUAAAUCUUCCUAUAUUUCUACAUCCGUGGGAUAUGCAAAUGAGCAGACAUUUUGCCAAAUAUUGGUUGCCAUAUAUUGUGGGAAUGCCGGCCGAAACAUCAGCUGCUGUGUUGGCUAUGAUUUUUAGUGGUGUUUUGGAGCGAUUUCCGAGAUUGAAAAUAGCGUUAGCACACGGAUCGGGAAUGUUACCAUAUAUUAUAGGACGGGCAGAGCAUGGCUUUCAUGUAUAUCCAGCAGAUUUUAAAGAUAAUCCUUUCCCGCCAUCAAAAUAUUUAUCGAGAAUAUAUUGCGAUUCUUUAGUUCAUAAUGAAGAUGCACUCAAAUUGGCCAUCAAUUUAUUUGGAGAAGACCAAGUGUUUCUUGGAAGUGAUUAUCCAUUUUUGUUGGGUGAGCCMWCCCCUGGCCUUAUCAUAGAAAAAAGUCAAUUGAAUGAUGUGUUGAAACGGAAACUUUUGAGUGAAAAUGUUUGUAAAUUCCUCGACAUUGAUGUCAAUCAAUAUUCUGUUUGGAUUUGAAGCCAAAGUCUAUUUCUUUUCUCU